This is a messenger RNA of Symbiodinium natans, 1032 nucleotides long. The record is from the annotation of a GenBank genome assembly. Lineage: Eukaryota; Dinophyceae; Suessiales; Symbiodiniaceae.
AUGGCGGACGAAACACUUCCCGCCCUGGCGCUGAACCUUCCGAAGAAGGAGAGCUCCGACUCCGCGCUCUCUUUUUUUGCUGCACGAGCAUGGAGUCGAAGGUGGCUGAAGCCGCAUUCGGGUGCCCCCUUCACCCUCUUUAAAGGGAUCGCCUGCAAGAGGGCACCAGCAGGGAUCAAAAGCCACGCCUCGGAAGAGGACUUCAGCCCGGUGACGCUGAUGAACUCCACCAAGAAGCCGGAGAACAUCCGCCCAGCUAGGCUAGUGCUGCAACAUUUUGUUGUGACCUCCAGCUCGUUGGCGCAGUUUGUCCGACAGUUGUGUGUAGGUCCCGAUGCGUUUCGCGUGGAGACUCAAGAGGUGGAAGUGUUGGGAGGAGUUGAACAGGUUGGGCUCGGGGAGGUCCGAGGCGUGGUAAAAGUGGAAGGGCUUGCGCUGGACCCUUUACUUCGGACGUUUUUCGGAGACAUCGGCGAUGAGAGCGGCGCUGAAGGGCAGAGACUGCUUGGUGAGAAUGAAGUGGUCGCAAGGGAGAAUCAGGAUGAGUUCAACAUCAAUUCUACCGUCGGCUUGGUAUCUGCAUUACUCCUGUCUUGCUUGGCUUCCAACUUGGCUGAUUCCCGCGAUCUCAAAGACCUCACCGAGUACUGCGAAUCCAUUUGCUGGCUCAGACAUUUCGAGCUUUACCAGCUCGUCACCUUCUUCAGCAUGACAAGCAAUGUCUUGGCGAUCAUGACAGCAAUUGCGCGCCUGAUUGCGUUUCACCACAUAUUGAAAAAAGAUGCCACGAGCUUCGACGCGAGGCUCAAAAAGGAUGGGCUUAAAUUUUGGAACCACACACCCAUCUUGGCAAUGACUUUGGGAGUGAUCUCCUACAUUGCAAGCAUGAUCGUCCAAGCAUCGUUUGUAAUGGGUGAUCGGGCAAUUUUGGCAGGUGUUGGCAUGGCUGUGUUUGCUCUAUUCGGCUUAUGGCUGCCCCAUGAGAUCUUGAUACAGAAAAAUCGACGCCAGCUUCCUUCCGAUGGAGACUAG